Molecule: messenger RNA, 2109 nt
Organism: Cimex lectularius (bed bug)
Lineage: Eukaryota; Metazoa; Arthropoda; Insecta; Hemiptera; Cimicidae
Exons: 10
Coding region: 143-2029 (628 amino acids)
Source: RefSeq, a predicted model, not a curated record
CGUUUUGUGUUGUUUGGCUUAUCACACGUGGUCUUAGUGUGGCCUACGGGGAAUUGAUGUCUACAGUUUACAGUUACCCCUUGUAAGUUUCAGAGUUCAGAACUUCAGACUCAGUCACAGUUUUAAGCGAGAAAAUUCUUCGAUGGGCAAAUCGUACAAGAAAAAGCUCAGGCAGGAGAGGGCCAAAGUGAAACUGAAGAAGUCUAAAGAAGCCAAGACGAUACUGCCAAAAGGCCAGAAUCUGACAGACACUAACUUCAAAGUGAAGAAGAUAGUCAUUAAAGAUCAGAUCAAAAUCCAUGACUCCAGCGAACUACUGUUCAGAAACAAAUUGUCCGUUAAGGAAUUGAUUUCUAGGCUAAGGCACCAUAAUGCGAGCAUAAAAGUCGAAGCGCUUGAAGGCCUCAAACAUCUAGUCACCAUGAUGCCUGCCGAGAAGUUUGACAUGGAAUUUAUGGCACUGACCGAAGCGAUCAUGAAGCUUGUCUUGUCGGAAUCGAGUGACGUUCGGAAGGGUGCGAAUAAACUUCUUGGAUUGGUUUUUUCCAAGUUGGGCAUCAGCAAUAGAAUGACCGUGUACCACAUGAUCAACUCAUACCUAAUUUGUGGACUGACUCACAUAGAUAAAAAUAUACGCGAAGACUCUUUGCAAUUCCUAGACACCUGUCUCAAAUUCGGGUCGGAGCUGUUUGCAAACUAUGCUUUUCAGGUUAUAUUUAUCUUUCUGGAUCUGGUGUCAGAAAGGUCGGAGGAUUCUCGGACUCUUUUACUCAACCUCGACUCACGGAAAGGGUCCAAGGUGUGGAGAGCGAAGGUCUUACAACGAAUUCUCAUGCUGCUGUCAGUAUUACUAAAGCAUCAUAAAGACUAUAACAAUACAUGCGAAAAAUUAUCUAUGAAAGUUCAUCGGUCCAUAACUGUCAAGGACAUUAAGAGUAGCUGGAUUCCUUUAUUUACUCCAAUCAACCUGCAUUUUGAUUCACCUCUAUUAGGAAAUAUGCUGAAUAAAAAUGUUAAUCAAGAUGUUUCAGUUGAAGAAUUGUAUGAUGCAAUUAUCCCUGUGAUCUUCCAAAUGUUUGUUGAAAUCUGUCCUCCCAGCAGCAUCUGUAAAUCUAAGAACGAUUUAACAAGUGUUUCCAAUGAAGAUGCAAUAUUUUUAAGAACAAUUACACAAAUAUUUGACACUCUAUGGACGAUGUGCGAAAGGAAUGAUCUGUCUGGUCAACAGAACAAGGAUCUGAAACUGAAAUAUGGCAGUCUCUUAGUGAAGAAUUUGAUAGAAGGAAGGUUCCCGUACUACAUCAACAUGAACCAGGCUCGAAAUCCAAAUUCCCAGUUCUUAGAGAAUGCUGAAUUAUCUUGCUUUUCACAAAACCUCCUUUUGGCAAAGCAUACAUUUUUCUUUGGGAACUUACAACAUUGGGACUUAGUGAUACCUUAUUUGAAAACACUUUUUCGAAACAAUGAUAAAUUAACUCAGAAUGAUCUGGCUUCGUUUUCCACGUGUGUUGAAAACAUUUGCAGGCAGAAAGACUGCAGCGAACUCAAGUUUUUCCUGUCAAAGACUGUUACUACUGCUAUCCAGGGCAAGGAUCCAUUUUCCCCAUAUUGUUUCAAGAUUCUUUGCUCUCUUGCUCUUGAUCCAAGCUUGGUUUUUAUUCAUAAGGAUGAAAACUUUAUAACUUGGCUUGAAACACUUCCUGACAAAUUGACAAAAAAGAAAGUCACCUCAUUCCAGGUUGAAACUAUCUGCAAGAUCGCCGUUCGUAACUUUGAAGCGUUCACCCUCUCCCUUAGCGGGCUCAUAGAAGUCAUCUUAGAUAAUCUACAAAAGCUGGAAAUUGUGGGACAUCCACAAGAUUCAAAACUGCAUGAAAAGGUGGCCAGCCUUUUAUACUGGGUGGAUUGGGAUGACGAGUUAGCGACCGAAUUGAAACAUGCUGUUGAGAAAAAUUACUGGGGAGAUUCAAUAACAAAUUACAUAAAAGGAUUAAUUAUUUUAAAAGAAAGAAAACUGGCUGAUUAUUAGGAGAGAGAAUAUGGCAAUAUUAAAAUAUUAUUCUUGUACUGUAAAUAAAAUUAAAUUUCGUAAAAAAAAAUAGUUUGUAG